Messenger RNA from Peronospora matthiolae, 1332 nucleotides. The record is from the annotation of a GenBank genome assembly. NCBI's taxonomy places the organism in Eukaryota, Oomycota, Peronosporomycetes, Peronosporales, Peronosporaceae.
AUGCCAUCGACCAGGAACGUGACGGACAAACGCUUCGACGUCGUCGUCUAUGGCGCCACUGGCUUCACCGGAUCGCUAGUGGCUCGAUACGUGGCUGCAGAAUCCGAGUCGGCAGUCGGCAACCCGUCGGCUAUCAAGUGGGCGCUGGCUGCUCGAAGCGCAACUAAACUGACGCAAGUGAAGGAGCAGCUCAAGACGGAGCUGCCAGAGAUGGACCCCGCACUGAUUGAUGCGAUUCCAGUGGUUGUCGCUGACAGCAGCAAUGAAGAAUCGCUCGUCCAGAUGGUGCAGCAGACGAAGGUGGUCGUGUCGCUCGUGGGUCCGUACAAACUCUACGGCGAGUUGCUGAUCAAAGCGUGUGCGGAGAACGGGGUGCACUACUGUGACCUGACGGGAGAGAUCAUCUGGGUCGAAGAGAUGGUCGCUGCCUACGCCUCUUCGGCUGCUAAAACAGGCGCUGUAUUGGUCAAUUGCUGCGGAUUUGAGAGCAUUCCAUCGGACCUCACGACGUUCUUAAUGAGCGACUACAUCCGGCACAACCAUCAUUCAAGUACGGGCGUCAUUGACCUCUACUUCACUGGCAUGAAGGGCGAACCGAGUGGGGGCACUCUCGCAUCAGCGUUUGCAAUCAUGGACACGUCUUCGUCUGAACAGCUGCGGGCUUCGCGCAAUCCCUUCUUCCUGACGGACGAGAAGACAAUUGCUGGAAAGAAGGCAGCAGGUCUUGUCGAGCCCAAUGCGAGUGGUAUCCUCGUGCGUUACGACAAGAUCGUGCGCACUUGGCAUUCGCUGUUUAUCGGUGGGCCGAUAAACCAGGCUAUCGUGCACCGUAGCAACUACCUUCUGCAGAACAAGUACGGCAAUAACUUUGUCUACCGAGAGCGAAUGGCCAUUGGCGGGUUCUUCACGCAAGUGCUUGUAACUAUCGGGACGAUCAUCGUGGCCACUGCACUGUACUUUGGCUGGACCCGUGCGUUGCUAAAGCGUCUCGUGCGGGCUCCUGGCCAGGGGCCAUCGGAGGAGUCGAUGUUGCAAGGCUAUUUCGUCGCGGAUGCCGUCGGGUACACGGAUGACGGCAAGGUAGCGGUGCGGGCAAAAGUUGCUGGGUCGGGAGACCCCGGCUAUUAUCUCACGUCGCGACUUGUAUCGGAGUGUGCGUUCUGCCUCGCGAAGGACGAGUUCGGUGAGUCCACAUGUCUCGAAGGUGGCUUCUACACGCCGGCCAGCGCCUUUGGUCGCAAGUUGGUUGACCGCCUUCAGCAAAAGAAGCUCAUGACUUUCGAGCUCAAGAACGUGGAUCAAACCGUGGCAGGGAGUGGCCAAAUGCUUUGA